GAGGCCUUACCUCGGACAUAGUUCAUUAAGGCCGAAGGUCUCCUCCCCUUCCUUGCUGUUGUCUCGUGCGCUGUAAGGUAGGAGCUCAUCUAUAUUCGCACAGUAGCUUGGACCUGAAGCAGGAGUCAAACCUAAGACAGAGGCUGCUUGUAUGCUGAGAGAGGCUGUGGAGCAGGCACCAUGGAGAACAACGUGACACAGAUCUCUCGAGAGGACCUGGAGGAACUCAGGCAAGCCUUCCAAAAAAUCGACAUCGACAACAGUGGUUAUGUCAGCGAUUAUGAGCUGCAGGAGCUCUUUCGAGAAGCCAGCCUCUCUUUGCCUGGGUACAAGGUGCGAGAGAUUGCAGAGAGGAUCCUUGCUGGUGACACCAACAAAGAUGAGAAGAUAAGCUUUGAAGAGUUUGUCGUGAUAUACCAAGAUAUAAGAAGUAAAGAGUUAAGAGGAACCUUUCGCAAGGCCAUCUCCAGGAAGGACGGGAUCCGCUCGUUUGGAGGAACAUCUGGAUUAUCCAGUGAAGGAACUCAGCACUCAUAUUCUGAUGAAGAGAAAGUGGCUUUCGUCAAUUGGAUCAAUAAGUCCUUGGCAAACGAUCCCGACUGCCAACAUAUCAUCCCCAUGGACCCGAAUACCGACAGUCUGUUCAAAUCAGUGAAGGAUGGAAUACUCCUCUGCAAAAUGAUCAACCACUCCCAGCGCGACACGAUCGAUGACAGGGUCAUCAACACAAAAAAACGCACAAUGUUCAACAUGACGGAGAAUUUGAUACUAGCCCUUAACUCCGCCUCAGCCAUCGGUUGUAUGGUGGUCAACAUUGAUGCUCAGGACAUGAUUGCUGGAACUCCUCACCUGGUACUCGGGCUCCUCUGGCAGAUCAUUAAGAUCGGCCUGUUCGCUAAUAUCGAGAUCUCAAGCAAUGAAGCUCUCAUCGCCCUGCUCGGAGAGGGUGAGGACUUGGACCAGCUGAUGUCCAUGUCCCCGGAGGAGCUGUUGCUGCGCUGGGUGAACUAUCACCUCAAAAAUGCUGGAUGGAAAUCAAUUCAAAACUUCAGCGAGGACAUCAAGGACUCCAAGGCCUACUUCCACUUGCUGAACGAGAUCGCUCCUAGAGGAGAUGCAGACGAUGAGAUACCGAUCAUUGUCGACAUGUCUGGCAUAAACGAGGACGAUGACCUUAAGAGGGCGGAGCUUAUGCUGAAACAGGCGGCUCGACUCGACUGCCGGCAGUUUGUCUCACCUCAGGACGUGGUGGCGGGGAAUCAGAAGCUCAACAUGGCCUACGUCGCCAACCUGUUCAACAUGCACCCGGCUCUGAAAAAGCCUGCCAACAAUGGCAUUGACCUCACUAUGAUCGAGGGAGAAUCCCGAGAGGACAGAACCUUCAGAAAUUGGAUGAACUCGCUGGGGAUAAAUCCGAGAGUCAACCACUUAUACAGUGACCUGAUGGAUGGCCUGGUUAUUCUCCAGCUGUAUGAGAAAAUCCAGGUCCCCGUGGACUGGAAGAAAGUAAACCAGCCUCCGUAUCCUGUCCUUGGUGCCAAAAUGAAAAAACUGGAGAACUGCAACUACGCUGUUGAUUUGGGCAAAAGGGAGGCAAAGUUCUCACUGGUGGGCAUUGGAGGUGACAAUAUCAAUGAGGGCAAUCCCAUGCACACGCUGGCCCUGGUGUGGCAGCUAAUGAGAAGGUACACCCUCAAAGUGCUAUCUGACAUUGGUGACGGAGAGAAAAUCAGUGACCAAGUCAUAGUUGACUGGGUGAACAGCACGCUGAAAAAUGGACAGAAACAAUCUACUAUCAGCAACUUUAGGGACAAAUCGAUCAACACCAGUCUCCCAGUGAUCGAUCUGAUUGAUACGAUCGCACCCGGAGCAAUCAGAGAUGAGAUGGUGAAGAGGGACGACCUGAGUGAGGAGGACAUGCUCAACAAUGCAAAGUACGCAAUCUCGAUGGCUCGCAAGAUUGGUGCCAAGGUGUACGCGCUGCCCGAUGACCUGGUGGAGGUCAACCCCAAGAUGGUGAUGACUGUGUUCGCCUGCUUGAUGGGGAGAAGUCUGAAAAAGUGAAGGCCUGAUUGGUUCCGAUUAUAAUUUAUUAUCCUGAGUACGGGAUGGCAUAUCUGUUCGACGGUCUGUUUGACGUUUAAUAAUGACGUCACAUGUAAAACAUAUUUCUGGGUGAAGCGCAUACCCUGAAAUAUAAGAUUUUGUGUUUAAACAGGUGGAGUUGUGCGCUUUUGGAGUUGCAGUUACUGUGUGAAUUAUACCAGGAAUUUUUCAUAGCUUUCAUCACGUGCUGUCUUUCAGCUCCUGCAUUUUCUGAGCAUCACAAAAAAAAACAAAAAACAUGAUCAUUGAUCAUGAUAUCGUUUAAAUUAUCCUAACUCACCUUUUCAUUUAAUAUGAUCUCCAUUUUCUAUUACUUUGUCUUACUUGUAGUGAACAAGUUGAUUUGUAGAACAAGGAGAUGUUGACUAAUCAGUUUAUUUUGCUAGCAAGGUAUUAUGCUUUAUUGCAUCAAACUGUUGUCUUGAUAUUUACAUAAUGUUCAUAAAUGUUGUUUGCUUCCAACAGCUCAUUAAAUGUAGUAAAAUAUAAUAAUAAAAAAAGUAGUCAA
Ictalurus punctatus (channel catfish) is the source of this 2614-nucleotide messenger RNA. RefSeq names its product plastin 1 (I isoform) (gene pls1). The coding region runs from base 181 to 2064 and encodes 627 amino acids. Lineage: Eukaryota; Metazoa; Chordata; Actinopteri; Siluriformes; Ictaluridae. Gene Ontology annotation, molecular function: calcium ion binding; actin filament binding. Gene Ontology annotation, cellular component: cytoplasm; actin filament bundle; actin filament. Gene Ontology annotation, biological process: actin filament network formation; actin filament bundle assembly. The transcript is spliced from 16 exons. The record is from RefSeq and is a predicted model, not a curated record.